UGAAAGCGCACGUGCGGAUUGAGGAAAGUUUGUAUAUAAAGGUCUGAAUUGUAUUUUCUACAUGGCGCUUUAUCCUAAACUGCAUACAUCAUGUUUGCUCUAAGAAAGACCUUCAUGCACAAUGUUAAAACCUUUAAACAGGCAAGACAUUUUAGGGUGGAGGGAACAUGUUUGGGAUCUGUGAACUUGAAGGGACGCAGUUUUUUGACCCUGAAAGACUUCAACCCUGAUGAGAUCAAGCACAUUCUGUGGAUGUCUGCUGACCUGAAGCAGCGAAUCAAGCAUGAAGGACAGUAUCUUCCUCUCCUUCAAGGAAAAUCAAUAGCCAUGAUGUUCGAAAAGAGAAGCACCAGGACCCGACUGUCCACCGAAACAGGGUUUGCUUUGCUGGGUGGCCAUCCAUGUUUUCUCACUUCUCGGGAUAUUCACUUGGGUGUUAAUGAGAGCUCAAAAGACACAGCCAGAGUGCUCUCAAGUCUGACUGAUAUUGUGUUAGCCCGGGUGUACAGUCACUCUACUUUGGAGGAGUUAAAUCAGGAAGCCUAUGUACCAAUCAUCAAUGGUCUCUCUGAUCUUUAUCAUCCUAUACAGAUAUUAGCUGAUUUGCUCACACUGCAGGAGCAUUAUGGCUAUUUAACGGGCCUGACAGUGUCUUAUAUCGGUGAUGGAACCAACAUUCUUCACUCCCUCAUGAUGUCAUUGGCCAAACUGGGUGUCAAUCUGAGAAUAGCCACACCAAAGGGUUAUGAGCCAGAUGCUACUGUAACUCAGGAGGCAAUGCAUCUUGCUAAACAGUUUGGCACAGAGUUGCACUUGUUUUCAGAGCCAAUGGCAGCAGCUCAGGGGAGCAAUGUGCUGGUGACAGACACGUGGGUUAGCAUGGGUAAGGAGGAUGAAAAGACGAAGAGGCUAAAGGACUUCCAUGGAUACCAGGUCACCAUGCAGACAGGAAGUGUAGCUGCACCAGAUUGGACUUUCUUGCAUAGUCUCCCACGAAAGUCAGAAGAAGUGGACGAUGAGGUUUUCUACUCCCCACGCUCACUUGUGUUUCCUGAGGCUGAAAACCGCAAAUGGACCAUCAUGGGCUUGAUUGUGUGUAUCCUGACUGACUACAGUCCUCAGAUCCCCAAAUUGAAAUUUUAAUGCUUCAGAACUAAACUCCAGAGCGUGCAACACAAGUGUCCUUCAACAAUACAGGCUCUAUGCAUUUCUAUUCAUUAAUUUAUCUCCUUUAAUCUCCUAUCCUGGAAAUCCUGGGCCCAAGGCAUUAAUAAACACGAGACAAACGGCCAGUCCAUUGCAUGGCGUACCUCUCUCUUAUGCACUUCCUGCUUCACCAGAAGCAGAAACAUACUUUCCAGAAGGCCAACAAUUCACUAAAAAUGUUUUUUUAUUGGUCUUAUGAAGUAUUUUAAUCUUUUGAGAUAGUGAAUUUUGGGUUUCAUUAGCUGUAAGCCAUAAUCAUCAAAAUAAAAAUAAACACUUGAAAGAUA
Molecule: messenger RNA, 1493 nt
Organism: Silurus meridionalis
Lineage: Eukaryota; Metazoa; Chordata; Actinopteri; Siluriformes; Siluridae
Product: ornithine transcarbamylase, mitochondrial-like
Exons: 10
Coding region: 91-1143 (350 amino acids)
Biological process (GO): L-citrulline biosynthetic process
Cellular component (GO): mitochondrion
Molecular function (GO): ornithine carbamoyltransferase activity; amino acid binding
Source: RefSeq, a predicted model, not a curated record